GGCGACCGGUGGCAACCGCGCGGGGACGCCGUUCUCUCUCAUAACUGUCGCACGCCGGGACGCCGCGCGAUCUCCUACCCCCACCCCAUCCCAGUCUACCACAGCGACACCGUGUGAGAUCCGUGCUUCAUCGGUAGGCUCAGUUGGUGCCUUGGUGGACCAGUGAAGUGAAACUGUAUCAAUAUCUUCAGGCUCUGGUUCAAUGGCCUACGAGAUCAGUGAGAUCAAAAAAAUUGGCAUAGGUCUGGUGGGCUUUGGCAUCCUGUUUUCGUUCCUAGGUGUUAUCCUUUUCUUCGACAGGGGUUUGUUGGCUCUGGGUAAUAUUUUCUUCUUGACUGGAGUAGGCCUUCUUCUUGGUUGGCAAUCUAUGUGGCAGCUAUUUACAAAGAAGGCAAACAUUAAGGGAUCUGUACCUUUCUUCCUUGGUCUCUUUCUUCUAUUUGUCAGAUGGCCUGUUGCUGGUAUAAUCCUGGAACUGUAUGGAUCUUUUGUCCUCUUCAGUGGUUACGGGGCUCCUAUCCAAGCCUUCCUAUAUCAGAUUCCAAUCAUUGGAUGGAUUCUGCAAUACCCCUUUCAGCUAUUUGGUCUGAGGCGUAAGCGUGCUUGACAAUUUAUGGUGGCAGAAAUUCAUGAUAAUUCAUGGGGAAAUAGCAUAUUGCCUAAUGUUAAAUUGUCAUUAGAAAAUUCUUGUAGCCUUCAUCUUUUGUAACUAUGCUCUUUAACACUGCAUCUGCAUGCUAUGGGCUUUCUAACCUUGGUUGUGAUGACUUCUACCCUUCAAUCAACACGCGGUAGAUGAUAGUUUAAUAUUUGAAGUUCAUACGUCAACAAAGUAAUGCCAUCAAAUAUGUGGCUGGAUUUUGGGUUUUGUUGGGACUUGAGACACCGACCCUCCUUCCUCGUUAUGCCGUCAACCUGACAAACUCUGCAGCA
This is a messenger RNA of Triticum dicoccoides, 933 nucleotides long. RefSeq names its product vesicle transport protein GOT1-like. Gene Ontology annotation, biological process: retrograde transport, endosome to Golgi; endoplasmic reticulum to Golgi vesicle-mediated transport. The record is from RefSeq and is a predicted model, not a curated record. NCBI's taxonomy places the organism in Eukaryota, Viridiplantae, Streptophyta, Magnoliopsida, Poales, Poaceae. Bases 203 to 607 code for a protein of 134 amino acids. The transcript has 7 exons.